Messenger RNA from Ictalurus punctatus (channel catfish), 2643 nucleotides. Its product is annotated as RAS guanyl-releasing protein 2. The transcript is spliced from 17 exons. Gene Ontology annotation, molecular function: calcium ion binding; guanyl-nucleotide exchange factor activity. Gene Ontology annotation, cellular component: plasma membrane. Gene Ontology annotation, biological process: Ras protein signal transduction; positive regulation of GTPase activity. The coding region runs from base 340 to 2139 and encodes 599 amino acids. The record is from RefSeq and is a predicted model, not a curated record. Lineage: Eukaryota; Metazoa; Chordata; Actinopteri; Siluriformes; Ictaluridae.
GGACAAACGCAGGCGCAGCUUCAAAAAACCCGCAGCAGCAACAGGCACGAGCGGUGUGGACUGAGGCACGGCGUUUGUCACGCUCAUAUUACAUCACUACAAACUCCAACACUAGAAGAGUGCUCUAGAAGAGGGGCAAUGAGGAAGGCUGGAGUUGUCUUACACGGUUUUCUUUAAUACCCCGUUGAUCUCUGGAGUUUUUCAGUGCACGAGACUGUAACUGGCUUCUCCAAACUUUAGAGAGGAGCAGAGGAAAGAGCGGUGGUCAAAGAGGAAGAAAGAGUGGGGUGGAGGAAGUGAGGGAGAGGGUGAUAAAGAAGAAGAGUGACUGGGAGAGAGAUGGAGUCGCUAUCAGCCGAGUCAGCCACGGUGGAUGAGCUAGUGGAGGCCUGCAUCAAUGCUUUCGAUGACACAGGGAAAUUAAAGGACUUGCCAUUGGUGCGGAUGUUUCUGAUGAUGCACCCCUGGUACCUCCCAUCCACAGACCUGGCCAAGAAACUCCUGCUCAAGUCUCAGGAGGAAGGCUGCACUGCCGAGCUCAGGAGUCGAAUCUGCCACCUAGUCAAGUUCUGGAUCUCGGAGUUUCCUGUCGAGUUCAAUCUUAAUCCGGCUUUGGCUGAGCAGAUUCGAGAUCUGAGGGAUCAGCUCAACACCGAGGGCAAUGCGCAGGAGAGUCAGCUCAUCGACGUUGAGAGUGUCCCUUCAUAUAAGUGGAAGCGUCAGGUGACCCAGCGUGUGCCAUCCAUGUCAAAAAAAAGGAAAAUGUCCCUCCUCUUCGAUCACUUGGAUGCCUCUGAACUCGCAGAACAUCUUACCUACCUGGAGUAUAAGUCCUUUUGCAAGAUUCUGUUCCAGGACUAUCACAGCUUCGUGAGACAUGGUUGCACGGUGGAUAACCCCAUCCUGGAGCGCUUCAUCAUGCUCUUCAACAGCGUCUCCCAGUGGAUCCAGCUUAUGGUGCUCACCAAGCCCACGGCCCAGCAGCGCGCUUCCGUCAUAACGCACUUCGUACGAGUCGCACAGAAACUGUUGCAGCUGCAGAACUUUAACACCCUCAUGGCGGUAGUUGGAGGCCUCAGUAACAGCUCCAUCUCCAGGCUCAAGGAGACACAGGCCCACAUCAGUAACGACACCAAUAAGAUCUUUAACAGUCUGCUGGAUCUGGUGACAUCGUGUGGGAACUACAGUCAGUACCGGCGGCGCUUCUCGGAGUGUUCAGGUUUCCGGUUCCCAAUCCUGGGCGUUCAUCUGAAGGAUCUGAUCGCGGUGCAUGUGGCUCUACCAGAUUGGACUGAUGAUGAGAAAACACGUGUGAAUCUGACCAAGACCCAACAGCUCUACUCCAUACUGCAUGAGCUGGCACUGGUCCAGACUACACCGCCCAACAUAGACGCCAACCCCGACCUGCUUAACCUUCUCACGGUAUCACUGGACCAGUAUCAUACAGAAGACGAGAUAUACCAGCUCUCACUACAAAGGGAACCUCGAUGCUCCAAACCAGCUAACUCAAACCCCACCCCCAGCCAUGCAACUAAGCGACUGUCGAUGGUUGAUGAGUGGGCAGCGUCGGUGAAGCCUAAAGCAGAUCCUGCUAUCAUCACCAAACACAUUGAGAAGAUGGUUGAAUCUGUCUUCAAGAAUUUCGACACAGAUGGAGAUGGCUAUAUUUCCCGCGAGGAGUUUGAGAGCAUCAGGAAUAAUUUCCCCUAUCUCAGCAAGUUUGGAGAGCUUGAUACAAACCAGGAUGGGAAGAUCAGCAGGGAGGAGAUGAUAGAUUACUUUAUGAAGGCCAGUUCACUGCUGAACUGCAAGAUGGGCUUCAUACACACGUUUGCAGAGACCACUUAUGUCAAGCCCACCUUUUGUGAACACUGCGCCGGAUUUAUAUGGGGAUUUUAUAAGCAAGGAUACAAGUGCAAAGUGUGUGGUGUGAACUGUCAUAAGGCAUGUCGCUCACGGCUAGCGGUGGAGUGUCGCAAGCGGGCGAAGAGCAUCAGUCAUGAGACUCCGCCCGCCCUUCAGGCUCGCUCUUACAGCUUUCCACCUCCGUCUAACUCGCACUCUAAUCUUCAGGAUACAGUAAUUGCAGAGGAGGACGCAGAGGAACUGAGGGAGGCAGUGUUUGAUGUCCACCUAUAAUCCAGGUUCCUGGUAGAAGAUUAACACUGGAAAAACAUCCAGCCUUCCUCUCAUCUCAGCUCAACUCUAAUUCUAAUCAUACAGAGAGGAAAAAAAAGCCUGAAGGAGACGAGUAUAACAGACGUUUCUACCACCACUGGUCUGUUAGUAGCCUGAAUCAGACGUCGUCAUGCGAUUUUUACUUCUCAGAAAAGAUCAUGUCUGAUCAUGUCCACGCACAGCUCAAGAACAAAAGACAUCAGCAUGCUUCCAUCUUGUGGAUGAGAGCUGCAAGUGCAAAGCAGUUUGAGCACUUGUUCCUCUUGUUUUUUUUCUCUCCUUUGAAUGUCCUUUUGAAUGUGAUAUUUUUAUAUGUAUUAUCUAUUUGUCAGUAGCAUUAGUGUUUUUAUAUUUCAAGUUGAAAAGUAGAAAAAAAAUCUUUUAGGGAUUUUAGGGAAACCAAUAAUAGAGCAGAGCCUGUUAUUAAAAGAUUAAAUAAUCAAAACAUUGUACAUUUUAUAUAUA